Molecule: messenger RNA, 750 nt
Organism: Lineus longissimus
Lineage: Eukaryota; Metazoa; Nemertea; Pilidiophora; Heteronemertea; Lineidae
Exons: 1
Coding region: 1-750 (249 amino acids)
Source: RefSeq, a predicted model, not a curated record
AUGUACGGCUAUCGAUCGUAUCUCGAGUCCACCCUCUCGUUCUCGAAGGCAGCAAAAAGUGACCAGCUCCAAAUUGGUGGAUAUUACAAGGACACAGCGAACCCCGAUCGACAGGGUAAUACCGUGAAAACAGGAACAAGUGCAAACAAAGGCGCCAAUGUCCGCUUUAAGUGGACAAAAGGCAGUAAAACGGUAGAAUGCCUGGGGCAGAUUCACAACGAACUCUUUGCGCAGAAAAAAUUAAUUCUGAGUCAAGUAAAACUGACGGAAAGAUUGGUGAGACAAGACCCCAGUUUUGUUUUAAUGGCCAAGGAUAACACCCAGGAGUACACGAUUAGUUUGGAGGAAGCGAUUUCGAAAAUCAAUAUCAAAACUAUUGCCGAACAUGUUCGCCUUAGCCAUGAGGAACGUCUUUUGCAAGGACCCGCCAAAUAUCCCGUAACAUCGGUUCAAAUGAAGUUUUAUACACGUGGUGCCAACCGUUCGGAUUUGUCAGAAAAUAACUUGUUACAGGGUCGUUUACCGGGAAGAAUCGUCGUAGGGUUGGUGGAGUCCGACGCUUUCAACGGAACGCUGGACAAGAACCCGUUCAACUUUCAACACUUCAAUGUGUCGAGUAUUACGUUGCAACAAAACCGAACGCCAGUUCCGUUUGAAACGAUCAAACUCGAUUACGGCACGAUCAGUUCCUACCCUGUUACUUCAUGGUAUUACACGGAACUAACGUUUGGGGAACUGACCAGGGAAUAG